GUGGGUGCGAGCACGGGGGAGCCGUGCGCGCCGCCGCCAUGCGGGAGCGGAGGCCGGCACCGGCCGCACCGGCCCGGUGCAAGCUGGUGCUGGUGGGUGACGUGCAGUGCGGCAAGACGGCCAUGCUGCAAGUGCUGGCCAAGGAUUGCUACCCGGAGACGUACGUGCCCACCGUGUUUGAGAACUACACGGCGUGUCUGGCCAGCGAGGAGCAGCGGGUGGAACUGAGCCUCUGGGAUACCUCCGGUACCGGGGGGAGACGCGGGGUGCAUGUUUGGGGGGCUGGCGGAGGCUCCGGCUCUCCCUACUAUGACAACGUGCGGCCCCUGUGCUACAGCGACUCGGACGCCGUCCUGCUCUGCUUCGACGUCAGCCGGCCCGAGACCCUCGACAGCGCGGCCAAGAAGGGAGAGGCUUUUGGGAUCCCCCUGUCCCUGAGAGGUGCCCUGACCCCCUCAGUGGAAGACAGAAAUCCUGGAUUAUUGCCCCAACACGCGGGUGCUGCUCAUCGGCUGCAAGACGGACCUGAGGACAGACCUGAGCACGCUGCUGGAGCUCUCGCACCAGAAACAGGCACCCAUCUCCUACGAGCAGGGCUGUGCGGCCGCCCGGCAGCUGGGAGCCGAGGCUUACCUGGAGUGCUCGGCUUUCACCUCGGAGAAGAGCGUGCACAGCAUCUUCCGGACCGUGUCCGGCCUCUGCCUGAGCAGAGCCCCCCCGCAGCCGCCCCGCAGCCCCCCCCGCAGCCUCUCCAAGCGGCUCCUGCACCUCCCCAGCCGCUCCGAGCUCAUCUCCUCCACCUUCAAGAAGGAAAAAGCAAAAAGCUGCUCCGUCAUGUGAAGGGGGGAAGGGAACGACCCCCCCUUCCCCCCACUCCAUGUCACACACACCCAGCUUUGGGAGCCCCCCCGGAAUGGGGUGGGGGGGCUGGGCAGGGCUCGGGGGGUCCCCCCCAAUAAAGGGGUGAUGCCCUGGAAUGGCACCAUCGCCCUGCCAGCCCCACAGCCUGGGGGGCUGCCCCCGUGGGAGGGGGGUCUGGGGGGUGUUUUCACCCAGUUCCCAACCCUGAGGGGGUCCCUGGGGGGUUUGGGGCACACAGGACCCUGAGGACAUCAACACAGAGGGGUUUGGGGUGCUCAGACCCUCAAGGACAUCAACCCUGGGGGGUUUGGGGUGCACAGGACCCUGGGGACAUAGACCCUGUGGGGUUUGGGGUGCUCAGACCCUCAGGGAUGUCACCUGGGAUGGUCCCUGUGAGGUUUGGGGUGUACAGGACCCUGGGGACAUCAACCCAGGGGGGCUUGGGAUGCUCAGACCCUCAGAGAGAUCAACCCAGGGGGGUCCCUGUGAGGUUUGGGGUGUUCAGACCCUCAGGAACAUCACCUGGGGUGGUCCUUGUGGGGUUUGGGGCACACAGGACCCUGGGGACAUCAACCCUUGGGCGUCUGGGGUCACAAAACCCUGGGGGCAUCAAUCCAGAGGGGUCCCUGGAGGGUUUGGGGUGCUCAGACCCCCAGGAAUAUCAACCCCGGGGGGUUUGGGGUGCUCAGACCCCCAGGAAUAUCAACCCCGGGGGGU
Messenger RNA from Pyrgilauda ruficollis (rufous-necked snowfinch), 1578 nucleotides. RefSeq names its product Rho family GTPase 1 (gene RND1). Gene Ontology annotation, biological process: small GTPase-mediated signal transduction. The record is from RefSeq and is a predicted model, not a curated record. The transcript is spliced from 5 exons. NCBI's taxonomy places the organism in Eukaryota, Metazoa, Chordata, Aves, Passeriformes, Passeridae. Gene Ontology annotation, molecular function: GTP binding; GTPase activity. The coding region runs from base 39 to 959 and encodes 306 amino acids.